AUGCAUGAGCAUGAAUGCGCUGUUAAGAGAGACAAGAAUGAACCAUUUCCCUUCUCCCUGAGAUUUACAGUACCCGGUAACUAUUAAAGUCCCAGAGAAAGGGCUAAACCUCGCAAUUCUAGCAAUUCCACGUGGACAUUUUAAGUACGCAGCCUGCAACAGGACAAAACAGAUAAAAUUGCCAGAGCGGGGAGGGGCCACCCAGGGACUCACGUGCAACUUCUGCUCCCAUUCAUGUUUUAGGAUGUCUGACUGUUUUUUGUCUCUUUGCCCUGAAGGAGUUAAACACAGAGAGUUGUGCCGGCUAGAGGAGCAUGCAAACUUGUGACCUAUGCUGAGGCACCUUCCUGAUCCACCACCUUCCUUCUUCCCUCCAGGGGUUUUUGCCUCUUGGAUGGAGCCAUUGGGGGCUGCAGAUCUCUUCCCAGAGGUUGCAACAAUGCCAAAGGUGCAAGGAGUGGGUGAGUUAACCCCCCCAGAGGCGUUGGACAGAAAGAAGGAGAAAAAACAAUUAAGAGGGAGAUACCAGAGAAAUCAGGAGCCGUGGGGGAAAGCUGCAGAGGGCGAUGUUCCCAGAUUUGCCUUUUACCGUUGCCAGCAUGCCUUCUGCCAGGGGCUCGGUAUGCAGGAGUCAGCUUGCAACUGCAUUUAUCUCCCUUGCUGCAGAAAGCUGAUUCUUGAAUGGCAGGGUGCUGUUAAAGGCACAGGAGCAGGCCAAGCUGGUUUCCCACAGGUCAGUUGGCAGCCAGGGUUGCCAACUUAUCCAGAGGGGAACCAAGUCAGGCCUGCUCCUCUGCCUUUGACAGCAAUGUAGCGUGGCAGAAAUCAAAACAGCAUGGAGGCGCAGGCGAGCGUCAUUGCCUGCCAUUUAAAAGCACAGGAGCGGAGGUGCCUGGAAAGUUGGCAACCUUAAACGUAGCAGUAACUGCACAUUGUGAUAGCAUGUUUUGAGCGCACAAAGUGCUUCACGCACACGUUACCUCGACGAUCCUUGCAGCUUGGAAGAUGGCUGUUUCACACACACCCAUUUUGGGUGUAAGGUUCUCCACUGCAUUCCCACUUCACACAUGAAUGGGACAGGAUUGUGAGGAAACACCAGCGUCAGUUCUGGGGUUGCUGACUGUCUUGCGUUGGCAACUCUGCUGUGGUUAUUGCAUGGUAUUAAAAAGAAUCAUAGAGUAGGAAGGGACCUUGAGGAUCAUCUAGUCCAACCCCCUGCAAUGCAGGAAUGAAGAACCUUUACCACUGAGCCACGACCUCGGUAGAGCAUGAGACUCUCAAUCUCAGAGUCGUGGGUUUGAGCCCCAUGUUGGGUGAAAGAUCCCUGCAUUGCAUGACCCUCACAUGACCCUUGUGGUCCCUUCCAUCUCUACUUGUGAUUCCAUAACCCUUUCCACUAGACCAGGCAUGUCCAAAGUCCAUUUUGGGGACCUAAUCUGGCCCGCCGGUUGGUUUAAUCCGGCCCCCAUGGCAGUUUAUUUCCUGGAGUAAAAUCCUAAAAAAACCUCAGCAACUUCAAUCCUAAAAAAAGCUCAGUCCUUUAAAAAGUCAGCAACUUUGGUUGGCCCUCACGGCCCUUCACUUAAUCAAAUCUGGCCCUCUUUGAAAAAAAGUUUGGACACAACUGCCCUAGACUGUCAGAGUAAAGAAGUGAAUCUUUACGAGCGAGACAGCCUUACAGGUAUCAGGAGCCUAAAUGAGGCUUACUUCUGAACAGAACUUCAAUUUCUCUAUUUAUUAGUUAUAUCCCACAGCUUCCUGCUAAAGUGCCCAGGGUGGAAAACACGUCAGUACCAAAACAAUACAAUCAAAACUUCUUGAAAUGGUUAAAAAGCAGCCUUUAAAAAAAGUUAAGAACUGAAAGCAAUUGCCAAUAUUUUCAGCCAUCAAAUGACUGGGAAAGAGGAACUCUUUUCACCUAAAAGUUAAUAAUGAAGGAGAAUGGUGCACCUCAGUAGGAAGGACAUUCCACAAACGGGAAGCCACCGCCAAGAAGGCCCUGUCACCUGAGUCACCGCCAACCAGGCAGACCCCAGUGGUGGCACCUCCACCAAAGUCUCCCCUGCAGAUCGUAGGGAGAUGUGAAGGAUUGUGUGCGGUGGUUGUAACCUUCUUCCCUGGAAGAUUCAGGAUGGAGGAAAGCACUUUUUUCCUGCAGUGCUUAAUUAAACUAUGGCACUUGCUCCCACAGGAGGCAGUGAUGGGCACCCACCUAGAUGGCAUUAAAGGACGAUUAGAAAAUAAUCUUGAAUUAGCUAAAUUAAUGGAGAUAAUUAGAAGAGAGCCAACCCAAAGGUAUAAAAAUGAAUGGGGCAUUUAUAAAGAAUAUUUAAUUAAACAUCGUCCACAAGUGAAAACCUGGACAUGUUUUGACUAAACUCCCCAAGCUGCAAAUUAGACUAAGAAUACAUGAGAUCAAACAAAAGAAAGAAAUGGAGAUAAGGAAUACUGAAGCAGUGAUAAGAAGAAGAAAAAAAAGGAUGGAUCCACAAUGAGGAGGCUGGAAGUCAUAUGGAGAAAUUAAGAAUUUGUGAAUUAAGAAAAAAACUUAAACAAUAGAAGUGUCUUUUAGGAAUUUAAGGAUUUGUAUAUAUUGAUUUAUUUGGAAAUUUGUUGUUUCUUUUGUGUUUUAUUUGGAAUGUAUAAUUUUUGCCGUGUGGAAAAAUCAAUAAAAAAAAGAGGAUUAGGCAAAUUCCCUGAGAAGAGGGCUCUCGAUGGCUACUGAAUCCCAGUUGCUGGAAACUGCAGAAUGGCAGAAGGCUCUUCGGCUCAAAUUCUGCUUGCAGGUUUUCCACAGACAUCUGGUUGGCCAGUGUGGGAACAGGAUGCUGGACUAGAUGGGCCACUGGCCGGAUCCAGCCAACUCUUCUUAUGUUCUUAAUGCUUUGUCCUUGAUCAAGAACUGAAUUUCCUUUUCAGCCCAGGAACUCCAGCCAGAAAUAAAAAUGGAGCAGCAGGACCCAACAGAACCGGGAUCCUGGGAGAAGCUGGAGGCAGGCGAAAGGGAGCCUCAGGUUGUCCAAGUUGGGACCAUCAAGGAAUUCCUGACCGGCGAAGGCCCAGCACAAGUGAAGCAGGAGCCAGACGAAGGUUUGCAGCAGCGUUGGGAAAACCAGCAGCAGGAGUUCCUGAAGACGGUGGAAUCCCCUUGCUCAGGAUGGAAGCACCUCAGGUUACCUGAGCCCAUCUCUGAGGCAGACACGAAGGAGUUCCAGGCCUCCUUCAAGGAAAUAACUGGGGCCAGCCAGUGGCCGAAAGCAGACUGGGCAACUGCAACCGUGCUGGGCCUCCGGGGAGCUCAGAAACCGAGCAGAGGGCUGGAUUCUUCAGGGAAAGGGAAGGACGAGACAGCGAGCAAAGACGCUGCCAACUCAGAGACGCAACGCCAAUGCUUCCGGCGCUUCUGCUAUGAGGAGGCUGAGGGGCCCCGGGAUGUUUGCAAGCAGCUGUGGAAGCUUUGCCACCAAUGGCUGAAGCCAGAGAAACGCUCUAAGGACCAGAUCCUGGAAGUGCUGAUUCUGGAGCAGUUCCUGAGCAUCUUGCCUCUGGAAAUGCAGAGCUGGGUCGGCGAACAAGGCCCGGAGACCUGCAGCGAGGCAGUCGUCCUGGCAGAAGAUUUCCUCCUGAAGUCGGAAGGGUGGGAAGGGAAGGUGAGUGUCUUAGCGUUUGGGAAACCCUGAGAGAACCCAGAAAAAAAUGGCAGGGAUGCCGUCUAUUGGCGUGAGGGGCAGAGAAAUGGAUGCAGCAAUUCUUCAAGCUCUGGGUUUUUAAAAAAUAAAAUAAUCUAGUUUGGCCCCAAGAUAGAUGGGAUGGUCACAUGUGUUUGCUUACGUCCAGUGUGAGGAACCUUCGGCCCUCCAGAUGUGGAUGAACUACAGCUGCCAUUGUCCCUGUACAUGUGCGAGAGAAUAUACAUAGAAGCCUGAAACAACCUUAAUAACAUUGCAAAAUCUGUCACUGUAAAUUAUCAUUCUUUUACUUUUCUGCACCACAAUGUCCUAUCAACAUCCUUGUCAUUAAGCCAUCUGCACCGAUACUGUUAACCUCAUUAUCAUUUGUUAUCGUCCACUUUUUUUUUCAGGAGUCAGGGUUGUCAAUAAGCUCAUUUGUCAGCAGCCCUAAUUCAGAACAGGACUCCUGGGCCCCCGGGAAGAUACAGCUCUCCAUGGAAGCCAAGCAGGAGGGUGAUGGAGAAUCCCAUUUCUUCGGUAAGAAUUCACAAGACUUUUAAUUGCUAGUUGUUAAAACACAAAUAAAAAUGCUGUGUCCUACAAUGGGGUUAGAACAAAACCAUCACAGAAUCAUAGAAUUGUAGGGUUGGAAGGGGCUCGAAGGGUCAUCUUUGAGAGGUGCUUUUUUGCAGUCAAUAAUAGUAAUAAAUAUAAUAAUAAUAAUAAUAAUAAUAAUAAUAAUACAACAUCUAUACCCCACCCAUCUGGCUGGGUUGCCCAAGCUGCACUUGGCAGCUUCCAAGACAUAAAAACGAAAUAAAACAUCAAACAUUAAUUGUAAAAAUCUGAUCCAAUAUAAAAGUCACAAUACCUUUAAAACAAGCAACUUAUAUCAAACAAACCAACAUUCAACAAUCCAUCAGAAUCUAAUAUAGUGGUACCUCUGAUUAUGAACGCUUCUGGGUUAUGCGUUGGGUUAUGAGCUCCGCUAACCCGGACGUAGUUCUCCUGGUUGCGCCCUUUGCCCUGGGAUGUGAGCGGAAAUCGUGCGCCAGAGGCGUGUGUGCAGCAGGAAGCACCAUUAGUGAAAGCGUGUCUCAGGUUAAGAAUGGUUUUGGGUUAUGAACGGACCUCCGGAAUGGAUUCAGUUCAUAACCGGAGGUACCGCUGUAGCAAACAGUAAAAUUAAACUUCAGCAAAUAAUAAUUAAACAGUUCAACCACAGGUCAAGCGGUGUAUAAAUUUUAUGAAAUAAAUAUGAAAUGAAUAAACAAAUAUGGUUGAAUCCCCUGCAAUGCAGGAAUCAUUUUAAACCUCUGUUUUAAAACCUCAAACAAAGGUGAGUCCACCCUCUUCCAUUGUUGAACAGCUCUUACUCUCAGAAAGUUCUUCCCGGUGUUUAGUCAGAAUCUCCUUUCCUGUGACUUGAAGCCAUUGGUUCUGGUCCUUCCCUCCAGAGCAGAAGGAAACAAGCCUCCUCCCUCUUCCAUAUGACAGCCCUUGAGAUAUCUGAAGAUGGCUAUCUUAUCUCCUCUCAGCCUCCUCUUCUCCAGUCUAAAAAUACCCAGCUUCUUUAACUGUCCCGUUUAAUGUUUGUUUCCAGACUCUUGAUCAUCUUGGUUGCCCUCCUCUGCACAAAAGAGGCUACAGUUCCGAGCACCCUUAACAAACUAUGUUCCCCAGGAUUCUUGGGGGGGGGGGUGCCUCUAAAAACUGAGGGACAGAAAGUAAUGGAACAGGGAUGGAGAAUUUCUACAAGCCUCUACAGUGGUACCUCUGGAUACGAAUGGGAUCCGUUCUGGAGUCCCGUUCGCAUCCUAAAGCGAACGCAACCCGCGUCUGUGUGUGCGCAGAUCACGAUUCACUGCUUCCACGCAAGGACGUGACAUCAUUUUGACCAUCUGUGCAUGUGCGAGUGGCGAAACCCGGAAGUAACGCGUUCCGUUACUUCCAGGUUACCGCGGAGCGCAACCCGAAAGCGCUCAACCUGAAGCAAAUUCAACCCGAGGUAUGACUGUACUUAUUGUGCCAUGAUUUUCCUCUCCCCCCCCCCCUUGAAGGUGAUGGGCAAGAACAGGAGAAUGAAGAGGAGACAUUCCAGCUGGAAAGACCUGAGCAGACAGACCUCUGUGGAAUAUCCCUGGAAAGAGCCAAAGGGGAUUUCUUCCAGGGGCUUGAUAUGGAGGUGAUGCCAGGAAGUCCCCCGGCACAGGGAGGUCCUUGGGAAAACCAUCCUGGGAAGGCAGCCAAACAGGCUUAUCAUUACGAUGAAGUGGGUGCCGGCUUAGAUGAAAGUCCCUUCCAGGUGGAGAUCGUCAAGUUGAAGAUAAAGAAAGAGCCGUCUGAGGACAGGAGCUUCAGCCAGGCCGUGCAAAUGGCCGAGAAGCCAUACAAAUGCUUGUAUUGCGGGAAGACUUCUAACUGCAAGGCCAACCUGGUCGUGCACGAGAGGACCCACACUGGAGAAAAGCCGUACACGUGCCUGGACUGCGGCAAGAGCUUCAACCGGAAGUCCACGCUGGUGAGGCACAAGAGAAUGCACACGGGAGAGAAGCCCUACGAGUGCGCACAGUGCGGGAGGCGCUUCAGCAUCCGGUGCAACCUCAUCAAUCACGAGAGAAUCCACACGGGCGAAAAGCCGUACAACUGCUCCGACUGCGGGCAGAGCUUCAGCCGGAGACUGCAGCUCGUCAUCCACCGGAGGACCCACACAGGCGAGACCCCCUAUAGGUGCGCCCAGUGUGGGAAGUGCUUUACUCGGCGCUCGUCCCUCCUGACACACGAGAGGAUCCACACGGGAGAGAAACCAAACACGUGCACGGAUUGCGGGAAAAGCUUCAUUCAGAAAGGGUACCUUCUGAUACACAGGAGAAUCCACACAGGAGAGAGACCCUAUCAAUGUUCGUCGUGUGAGCAGAGGUUUCUUAAUCGAAGUGAUCUGCGUAGACAUGAGAAAAUCCACGUGGGAGCCACUCCCCCUGGAUGUUAA
Podarcis lilfordi (Lilford's wall lizard) is the source of this 6660-nucleotide messenger RNA. Lineage: Eukaryota; Metazoa; Chordata; Lepidosauria; Squamata; Lacertidae. The record is from the annotation of a GenBank genome assembly.